AUGACUCACAUUCCUUUCAACGAUGAUGAUGAUGAUUAUGAUGCCUACCGAUCUGAACUGCCUGUUCUAUGGGAACGGACUCCCUCGUAUGCCCCCACCCCUGGUCACCCAGACCGCGAAUGGACGCCAUCACAUAGUUUUGAUCCUGUGGUUGAACGUGCAGAUGGAAGUGCAUGGGAUGAACAAUCUCCGGACGGUACUAGUGUUGAUUGGACAGCGGUGGAGAAACAGCUGCUAGCGUGGGCCUAUCUAUUCCGUCGUGGCAAAAAGAUCCGGCUACAGAUAUCGAUCAACUACAUAGACGACAGUGGACCUCUUCCUUCUAGAACGGACAAGCGAGGAAAGUCAUCGGUAACCACACGGAUGCUCGCUAACCGAGACGCUCGGAUUGACGCCGAGCAGGUCUCCGGCCAAUAUUCCGUCUGGCGCGAUGUGUAUCGUGUUAUGCGAUGUCCCGGGCCUCCAUGUCGUCACGAAGGACAAUACUGCUGGCAAGAUCCAGAGGGAAAAAAGCACCAUAGAUUGAAGACACACCAUCUGAAGGCCUCUGUUCGCGAGCAGCUCCAUGCCGAGGAGAACCAGCGACUGGACAAAAAAAAGAAAGCUGCGUACAACUCUACGACAGGUUCAGUGUGUCCUCCAAUCAAUAUCAAUGUCCUCCCGGCUGGAUCAUCUCAACAAUUGAUACAGCCUCCUUCUAAUGAUGCUAUGCCCACCGGGCCCGGCUGUAUUGAACCAAUCAUAAUCGACGGCCUGCUAGAUGUCGCUGUGGCCGAGUAUACUGAAUGGCAGCAAUCGCGGGUGAGCAACGAGGCUUUCAGGGAGAACAUCAACAAAGCACGCGAUGUGACCCUCGAAAAUUGUCUCGACCUCAUGCAGUUUUAUGAGGAUCAAGACCCAGGUUUCUUCGUUAAGCACGGCGUGAAAGUAGGUGCCGCCAGGCGGUUCGUUCACGACAUCGGCAUUUGGGUGAAACGACGCAAAGAAGUCACUUGCAACGAAAAUAUCCAUUUAGCUUAG
Messenger RNA from Penicillium malachiteum, 1020 nucleotides. RefSeq lists its product as uncharacterized. NCBI's taxonomy places the organism in Eukaryota, Fungi, Ascomycota, Eurotiomycetes, Eurotiales, Aspergillaceae. The transcript has 4 exons. The coding region runs from base 1 to 1020 and encodes 339 amino acids. The record is from RefSeq and is a predicted model, not a curated record.